Messenger RNA from Apiotrichum porosum, 2742 nucleotides. RefSeq lists its product as uncharacterized. NCBI's taxonomy places the organism in Eukaryota, Fungi, Basidiomycota, Tremellomycetes, Trichosporonales, Trichosporonaceae. The record is from RefSeq and is a predicted model, not a curated record. The transcript has 15 exons. Bases 1 to 2742 code for a protein of 913 amino acids.
AUGAUCCUCUUCUGUUGCUGUCAUAUGGCAGAACUGGUCGUUGAAAAGGCAGACACUUUCCUCCAACAGCAGGUCUUUAGCUGUUGCACAAUCCAGAUCAGUCACCCCACGACUCGAUUUGUACGUACAUACAGUACACCAUCUUCCAGUGACAACAACAUUCCAUCCGCUUGCACGUUGCUCAAGCCGGGCCGAGCCGGCCGAGCCUUUUGGCACCCGACUGCACGUUUACAUGCCGUAACCGCCUGUCUCCGAGUCUCUGGCUUCUCGACACCCGGUCUCUCUCCCUUCAAAAGGGCGCACACGCCAGCCGACACGUUGCCGCGGGAGGCCUGUGUGCGAGAAGCCUCCCGCUUCGACCACUUUGUUGAGCGACCUAGCAUCCGCGCCGGUCUCCGUAGCGAAGGCGGCACUGCCCCACCCGGAUUGCCACCCGCCUACGAGGAGGUGGAUAUCGAAGACACUCGUCUGCCAGACUCCCCAACGCUGGCACCAGUAUUCAACAGGAACAUCCCUGCAGAGCCCAGCCCACUUUUCAAUGCAUACAAUUGGUGUUCCAUACGACUCAUCGAGCCACGGUUUGACGCAAACUCAACACGCCAAGCCACAUGGCCUGCCCAUGUUCCCCUAUUUUCGCAACCUUCCAUUCUGCACCAAGUUAACAACCCAACCCCUGCCGCGAAGCUCAACUCCACUCCCGCUCAGGUGAAUGCCGCUACAGGCAGCACAUGUGCCACUGCCCCACCCCCGGUCAACCUCCCGGCCAACCUCCCUGUAACUCCUGGCCCCCGAUGUAUCGUCUUCCUUUGUGUCUUCCUCCCACCUCACCUUCCCUCACCCAUUCUCCCUCCUCUUCUUGUCAUCUUGGGGACUGUCGCUCUCAACAACGUCUCUUCUUCUUUCUCCUGUUCACAGUCUCAUUUUUAUCUCUUAUCCACCCGUCCUCCCGUUCGUCUUGCUCGUUUUUGUCCUUUGGCAACCACCUCGACUCUUUUCCUUGUUGAACAACCAUCACCACCCCCUCCCACCCUCUCCUUCGCCCUCUGGGGUCGCAUCAAGCUUCUGCCGCCCAUACCUGGAGGAACCAUGGAAGUCACGGGCGUUGUAAACCGGCAGACGGGCGUCCACAGCGCUUCUGCCCCAAGUCCCUUGUCAAUCAACGUGCAGGUCACCGCCACGUAUAACUCGGGGAGUGCCGUCCUCGAUAUCCUGGUCGACGUUGUUUCCCAGCACGGAUUCCAGCUAAUUCGUGUCCGUCCUGCCGCGGACGCUAAUGGAGCACCCCCAGUGGGGGGUCCCGAGCUGGAGGACUUGACUUACGACCUGUGCAUGCUUACCAUUGUCGACGAGACCACCCCUUGCAAGAGGCCCUCUCCUUCCCUCGGCGAUGGGCCAUCCACCGUGGCGCCAGCUCUGCGCCACCGUCCAACGGCGAACGCGCUCGUCAAGCCUCCUUUCGCCCGGCGUCGCACGGGCCAGCAGCUGCAGGAAAUGACACGAAAGCGCCGCCAAAUGCUUGGUGCGCUGUACCGCGCGGACGUCGAGGCAAGGGAGUCGGCAAGUCGCCUUGCUUUCCACCAGUUCCUUUUGUCCAACGUCUCCGACCCGGAACCUAACCCGCUGGUGGCGCGCCCACCCCCCGUCUCCAGCGGUCACGAAUCUGUCCCCUCUCGCCUCCCACGCCACCGCGCAGAGUCCCGCUUCCAACACUUUGCUCAACAACGUCGCGUGCGCGCCGGCAUUCGCAACCGAGGCGACAUCCACCCACCCCCUUACGACAAGGACUCCCAAGACGCUAUUCCGCACUCCCCAACCGUGCCCGAUUAUGCCGACCUUGCUCCAGUCUCUGAUCGCCACAUUCCUUCCCCCAUGCCCACCGUACAACGCGUCAUUGCGCCAAGGUUCGACCUUGGCCAAGCCCCACCAGCUUCAUGGCCCGCCCAGGGCCAUUCACCAUGUCGGCCCACCUCGUCCCCUUCAUCUCCUCGAGGGUCCUCCCCGGGAAAGGCGUCCAGCACGUCCCUUGCUCUCGGCACCAGCAUCAACGGUAUGAUCACGCCCCCUUCUACGUCCUCGAACCUCUCCAGUGCGCUCCUCGUUUUGCAGGAGUACGAGUCGGACGAGGACGACAACGGCGCCGACGACGAGGCCGACGACGACGGCGCCGGCUACGAGUCCGAUGCCUCGGCUACCUCUUCCCACAACCAGGCCGCCGACGACGACGGCGCGGGCCACGAGUCGGACGCGACUUCAUCAACCAUCCACUACACGGAGGCGCAGAUCCCGUUCAUCUGGGUUAUCAACUGCGCCUGCCUCCCCGCUGUCGUCGCCAUGAAUGUCACCCCCGAGGGAAGUGCCAAUGUCCCCGCCGUCGAGGCGGUGAUUGCCAACAUGACCUCCAUGGCCAUUACCCAAGUUGCCAGCCCCGGCGAGGGCAAGCCCGGCGAGCAGCACGAUGCGAAUGCUGUCGCCCAGCACCAGCAACCCGACACGAGCAAGCUUGCGAACCCAAGCCCAAGGAUGUGGCCGACUCCCCCGCGGCUACCAAGCCACAUCACGCAGGCCGCGGAGACCAAGGCCCAAGUCAACAUCGAGGCUAGUACGGCUGAAGAUUCCAAGGAGCAGUCCGAGCCCCUCGAGACCGCGCCAGACCACACCCUCAUUAAUACAUCUUUCAACAAGGCCCACACCCCCAUCGCUCCUACCAUCCGCCGCUUCAAGCGGCGCCUUGAGGAGGUGUAG